AUGAAAGUUGCUUUUUGCACAGAUUUAGAUAAAAGCGUCGUUCUGGCAAAUUGUGAGAAACGUAAUUGGGUGCAAGUAGGUCCGGACGACGAAUGGAAUAUAUACUGGGCUGGUACGUUAACAUGUCGAAGUCUUUUCAGCGUGGACAGCGGUUAUAGAAUGAGCGACAACCAAAUAAUCAAUCAUUUUCCUAAUCAUUACGAGAUUUCCCGAAAAGAUUUAUUAGUGAAAAAUAUAAAACGAUAUCGCAGAGACCUGGAGAAAGAAGGAAACCCUUUGGCCGAAAGAGGUGAUUCGAAAUAUAUUUAUUUAGAUUUCAUACCGGUUACUUUUGUAUUGCCUGCCGAUUAUAAUAUGUUCGUAGAAGAGUAUAGAAAAGCGCCGCAGAGUACGUGGAUCAUGAAACCGUGCGGACGGUCUCAAGGAGCUGGUAUAUUUCUCAUAAAUAAAUUAUCCAAGUUAAAACGAUGGUCUCGAGAAUCUAAAACGCCUUUCCAGCAACAACUCACUAAAGAAAGUUACGUUAUAUCAAAAUAUAUCGAUAAUCCUCUUUUAAUUGGUGGCAAAAAAUUCGAUUUAAGACUUUAUGUUCUCGUCACUUCCUUUCGACCUUUGAAAGCGUAUCAAUUCCGACUGGGUUUUUGUAGAUUUUGCACCGUUAAAUAUGAUUCCAGCGUUGCCGAAUUAGAUAAUAUGUACGUCCAUUUAACGAAUGUUUCAGUUCAAAAACACGGCGGAGAAUAUAAUUCUUUACACGGCGGUAAACUCAGCGUGCAGAAUUUACGAUUACAUUUAGAAAGUACUAGAGGAAAGAAAGUAACCGAAAAAUUAUUUGAUCAGAUAAGUUGGUUGAUAAUUCAUUCUUUGAAAGCGAUAGCUCCGGUUAUAGCAACCGAUCGACAUUGUUUCGAAUGUUACGGUUACGAUAUCAUUAUAGAUAACAAACUUAAGCCGUGGUUGAUUGAGGUGAACGCUUCCCCGUCUCUUACAUCGACCACUGCUAAUGAUAGAAUUCUGAAACAUAAACUUUUAGAUAAUAUUUUUAAUAUAGUUAUACCGCCUUCUGGUAUGCCAGACGUUAGAUGGAAUAAAAUACCUACUGCUCAAGCUUUGGGAGAUUUUGAACUUUUGAUUGACGAAGAUUUGAUUAGUCAAGGAGAACCUGGGAGUGAUAUGAAUAGCAGGGCCGGAAAAUGGAGAUAA
Molecule: messenger RNA, 1203 nt
Organism: Diorhabda sublineata
Lineage: Eukaryota; Metazoa; Arthropoda; Insecta; Coleoptera; Chrysomelidae
Product: polyglutamylase complex subunit TTLL1-like
Exons: 1
Coding region: 1-1203 (400 amino acids)
Biological process (GO): protein polyglutamylation; microtubule cytoskeleton organization
Cellular component (GO): cilium
Molecular function (GO): tubulin-glutamic acid ligase activity; tubulin binding
Source: RefSeq, a predicted model, not a curated record